AUGGACUCGCACGCGUCACUGACCUCCCUUGUGAUGGCCUUCCACACGGCCGUUGACGAGCAGCAACGGUCUUCAAGCAACACCCCGUUCCCCAGCAGCUGUGCGUGGCCCGACGCAGGUGGUCCCGUCAGCCAUCACGCGUACCGCGGCACCCAACGCCGGGUGUCGUCGUUGUCCCUGAAUAAUGAAGGCGCCACAGAGACGACAGCUGCGAGCAGCGCCGUCGAUGGCGCAAGUCGGCCUGCUUCUGCAACAGCCGCAGCCGCUGCUGGGGCAUCCUCGCAGCAACGCGCCCUCUCACCGCUCAGCUGUCCUGAGCAUCACCGCCGUCGCUCUUCCACGUCGUCGCGGCACAACUUGGACAGCGUCGUCGAGGAGUUUCUGCAGAAGGCGACGUACGACGCAGAUGUGCCGCCGGGCCUCCUACGAUUUCUACAAAUACAGCGAAACCACCAGCUGCAGCAGCAGCAGCAGGCCCAGCAGCACAGCCAGCUGCACCCACGAACGCACUCUCCGUCGGUGCCGACCCCCUCCGUGAACGCCGUACGAAAUGGCGCCCGGAGAACACCGCCUCUGCAGUCGUGGGCAGUGCCCUUGCACGGACUCGACUCUGCCACGUCCCGCAAGGCGGCAACAGCGCCAAUGGCAACGAACAGUAACGACCACGACGUCCUCUUCCAUGACUACAGCAGCAGCUGCACCGUUGGCAGACAGUUCUGCUGGCUCACCGAGGCCGUCGCCCCAGGGAGUCCGAGCAGCGUAGCGGGGGAAGACGAAGAAACGGGCAAGGCUCUCAGCGCCACCGGUGAAGGUGGCAACAGCAGCGCGCAUGCGCGGCCAAGGCCAACGACGGCAACGACUACAGUGAAGCAGCCGGAGGAGGACAUUUUUCAGCAGGGUCACUACAGCAGCCAUGCGAUGGCCGCACCGCCGGGAAACCCUCAAGACGCGAUGGAACGCUGUCACCUUUCCGCAUCGGCUCUGCAGCGUCGCUACAGCACCAUCGCAGACUUCUGUCAGGGCGUCCGCGACGGGGAUGGCCGCGGCGAUGGCACCACUGCCUGCUUCGACUCGGCCGCCUCUCUUGUGAGACUGCAACGCGCGUACCAACCGCUGUCUAGCACCGCUACCGUUAGCAGCUCCCACUCCCCGGCCUUCGUUGACUUUCUCGGCAGCCGACCAUGUUCACAGCCGGAGGGCGUGCCGCGUGUGCUGCGGGUGUCCGAUAGCUCUCUGCUCCGACGGACAAGAAGCGACACUGGCACAACGCUUGCUGUUUCCAUUCACGAGGCGGCUGGGGUGCAGCCGUGGGAGCCGCAGCAGCCUCGGCACAGCGCACGAAAUCGUGGCGCUGAUAGCGCCGGUGCCGGUGGUGGUGACACAGAAGCUACGUAUCAGCCAACAUCGUCCGCCUCCCUCAUCCCCUCCCCUCCCUCGCUGAUACCCUCAGUUCUGCGAGGCAUCACCACCUCAGCGAGCGCGCGGUUCACCGUCUCCGGCGCGCGGCAACCGCCACACGUGGUAAAUGGCGAGGAUUGGAGGAGCCGCUCCUGCGUGCCGCCAUCGCCGCUGCCUCAGCUCUCGUUGGCCGCGCCUCGCGCGUCCUCGCGACUGUCGGUGUCGGCGCGCCUCUUCAGCGGUGCCGCGACGGCAAACACCACAAACCUCAGCAACGCCAGCACCACCGACGUCUCCUACGCGAACCUGCCAUCUUCUGUGGCUGCUACGUGCAGCAUGUUGGCGCCGACCCCAUCCAGUGCAGACUGGGGGUCGUUCGGCAGCCUUGGGAUGUCGAGCGUGCAGCAGUACCAUCACCACCACCACCACCACCACCACCACCACCAGCCGCGCUUCCGCCGAGUUCGAACCGGAGGCGCGAGCAAUCAUAGCAGCAGUGUCUUCAAGCCGACGGGGGCUGAGGCGGCGGCGGCGGCAGCGGCGGCUGUCAGCCUCAUUGACGUCAUCACCGCUGGGAACGCAUCGGGUCGAAUAUCUUCGUAUGGGGAGAUGGAGCCGUCGCUGACGGCCGGCGUGACGUGGAUCGGCCAAAUCUCCUCGUACGCCGCGUCGGUCACCUCGCCCACCACAGGCACGUUCACCAGCACCACCAACUACUGCUGCAGUGGCGCGAGUAACUCCAUGACGGUUUGA
Messenger RNA from Leishmania major strain Friedlin, 2151 nucleotides. RefSeq lists its product as hypothetical. The transcript has a single exon. Bases 1 to 2151 code for a protein of 716 amino acids. The record is from RefSeq and is a predicted model, not a curated record. NCBI's taxonomy places the organism in Eukaryota, Euglenozoa, Kinetoplastea, Trypanosomatida, Trypanosomatidae.